Messenger RNA from Aphidius gifuensis, 4017 nucleotides. Its product is annotated as disintegrin and metalloproteinase domain-containing protein 10-like. Gene Ontology annotation, molecular function: metalloendopeptidase activity. The transcript is spliced from 17 exons. The record is from RefSeq and is a predicted model, not a curated record. Gene Ontology annotation, biological process: Notch signaling pathway; membrane protein ectodomain proteolysis. Gene Ontology annotation, cellular component: plasma membrane. NCBI's taxonomy places the organism in Eukaryota, Metazoa, Arthropoda, Insecta, Hymenoptera, Braconidae. The coding region runs from base 1057 to 3594 and encodes 845 amino acids.
ACCAAGUAGUAAUAUCAACGAAUAGUGAGCCGAGCGCUCUCCAACCGGUAGGAUGUGUGCUCGGCUACAUUUAAAUUAUUUUUCAUAAUUAUUAAAAAAUAUAAAAUUGUGUUUGUUAGAAAAUAUUUAAUUAUUUUAUAAUUAUUUAUUAAAUAAUUAUAGUUUUUUAAAAUAAAUAUUCGUGAAAACAAAAAAAACAUAAAAAUCAUCAUGAAGAUUUUUGUAAACACCAAGUUAAAAAGGUGAAGAGGCUGACGGUUUGUGAAAAAGGUUGUAAAAAAAGUUGUUAAAGAAAAGUCUCAUGGGUGUAGCAAAGAACUCGUGGAUAUUACUGGUUUCUCGACAAGUACCGCAACUUUUUUUUCACUGAGAUAUCCUUUGCCAUAAUACCACAACGACGAAAAGUGCCUUGAGCAUUGAAAUAACGUGGGCUCUAUUUGUGUGGAGCUUUUCAAAAACUCAGUGUGAAUUUUUCUUUGAUAUAAAUUAUUUUUUUUAAUAUAAAUAUUUUUAUUUUCUUUAUUCUCUAUUGUUUAUAAUUACUAUUUUUUUUUUUUUUAUAUAUAAUGUUUGUUAUUUAUAAUAUAUGAAAAAUUAAAAAAUUAAAAAUAAUAACAGUCAUAUAACCACAGGGUUAAUAUAAUAUUAUAUUUGAGUCAAAAAAAUAUCUGCUUUGAGCAAGUUGCUUUGUAGAUUUAAGCGUGAAAAGUUUUGCCAACUUUAAACGUUAUAACAAUAUAAAGUAAAACGACUAUACUUUUGACUUGAUUUUCAAACUUAAAAAUAUAUAAAUCGGCUUAAAAAAAAGUAUAUGACAUUGUAAAAUGAAGAUAAUUGAGUGAAGAAUAAUAUCAAAGUUGUGAUUGAAUUAUUUUCAUCAUUAUAAUAAGUAAAAAGUUAUAUUGAGACACAAAAAAUUAUGAUAAAAUUAAUUUUUAAAUUUAUCAUUAUUAACGGACUUACCGAUAAAUAAAGUUCAAAGUUUCUUAUUUAAUUGAAAGUUGUGAGUGAAGAUUUAACUCAAAUUCAAGUUUCAAUUCACGUAAAACAUUAGGAAUGGGAAUCAAGACACUUGGCUAUAUAUUUGUGUGCCUUUGGCUUGUCGAUAGUUUGCCAUUGCAUCCGAAAAUACAUCAACCAAAUAAAGGCAUCAAGAAAGGAUCUUAUAUCCGGCACUAUACAACAGCAUUUUACGACACUGAAACACUAAGAAGGCAUCACACCAGAACACGUCGUGAUACUGUUUCUAGACGAGGAACAGAAGCAACUUUCAAUCUCUUAGUCAAUCUUAGUAAAUUUAAAUUACGUACUGGUUUGUGUUACAGAGUUUAUAAAAUUCGAUUGAUUCGUGAUACUGGACUGUUUCAUGCAAAUACAUCUUUUGAGGGUUCAAAUGGUCAAGUCAUUGACUUUGAUCCGAGCAAUGUUUACACUGGAAGCAUCGAGGAUGAAGAAAAUACAAUUGUACAUGGAAUUGUAACAUCAGAUGGUUUAUUUGAUGGUACUGUAAUAACUCCAACUGAGGAAAUUUAUAUAGAACCAGCAACUCGAUACUCAAGGCUUCUAGAUCAUGAUAAUGAUCAAAAAAAUAAUAAAUCAAAUCUUACUCAUCAUACGAUUGCAUAUCGAGCUUGUGAUGUUGAAAUACCACCAUCGCUUUAUUUACAACAUCAAUGCACGAAUGAUCAGCUUUUUGAUAACGAAGCUUACAACUUAACUCAUGUAUCAAAUGAUACAAAAAAAGAAUGGCUAGAUACAAUAAAAUUAUAUCAUCAAUACCAACAGUCAAAUGAAGAUGAAACACCAAGCCUAGAAUUUUAUUUAAAAAAUUCAAAAAUUAUAAAUCAAUAUGAUAAAUUUUAUAAUCAAGAAUUAUUUGAUAAUUUAUUUAGUGAAAAAUAUACAAGAAUACUGCGUAAACGUACAUUGAUAGAUCCAAAAAAAACAACAUGCAUGUUAUAUCUUCAAGCUGAUCAUACAUUUUUCGAUCACUACAAGUCAGAGGAAGCUUGUAUUGAGGUCAUGACCCGUCACGUACAACGGGUCAAUUCUAUUUAUCAAUAUACUGAUUUUAAUCAAGAUGGUGAACCAGAUAAUAUUAGUUUUAUGAUUAAAAGAGUCAAAAUCCAUGGAACUGAUGCUAUUAAAGAUCCAUCAUAUAAAUUUAUGGGAAAAUAUGGAGUUGAAGAAUAUCUUGAGCUUUUUUCAGAGGAAAAUUAUGAUGCAUUUUGCUUGUCGUACAUGUUCACUUACCGUAACUUUGAAAAGGGAACACUUGGUUUGGCAUGGACUGGUGAUCUUAAAAAUGCUGGUGGAGUUUGUGAAAAAAAUGGGCACUAUCGUGGAAGUAUGAAAUCACUAAAUACUGGUAUAAUAACUUUACUUAAUUAUGGAAAACACGUACCACCAGCAGUUUCUCAUGUCACUUUGGCGCAUGAAAUUGGUCACAACUUUGGAUCACCUCAUGAUUCAGAUGAAUGUUCACCUGGAGGUGAAGAUGGUAAUUUUAUAAUGUUUGCACGUGCAACUAGUGGUGAUAAACAAAAUAACAAUCGUUUUAGUCCCUGCAGUAUUGUCUCAAUCAAUCCAGUAUUAAAUGCCAAAGCAAGAUCUACCAAAGGUUGUUUUGCAGAGUAUCAAACAGCUAUUUGUGGAAAUGGAGUUGUUGAAGAGGGUGAAGAGUGUGACUGUGGCUGGGAAGAGGAUUGUAACGAUCCUUGCUGCCAUCCACAACGAUUACAUCAUGCACCAUUUGAAAUACCAUGUCGACUAACUGAAGAUGCUGUUUGCAGUCCAAGUCAAGGACCAUGCUGUAUGCCAGAUUGUUCAUUGCGAAAUGGAGACAAAUGUAGAGAUGACAAUGGAUGUAGAAAUACAAGUUACUGUGAUGGUCGUAGUCCCCAGUGUCCACCUUCAAUUAACAAACCCAACAAAACAAUAUGCAACGAUGAAUUUGUUUGCUAUAUGGGAGAAUGCACAGGCAGCAUUUGUCUAGCUUAUGGACUCGAGUCAUGUCAGUGCACUGCUGGACCAAACGAUUCGCCAACUAAAAGCUGUGAAUUGUGCUGUAAAUUACCUGGUGAAGAUCAAUCAUGCAUAUCAUCGUUUGAAUGGAAUUCUUCACCAUAUGAAAUUCCAAGUAUGAUGUCAAAGCCUGGUACUCCAUGCAAUGAUUACAAUGGUUAUUGUGAUAUUUUUCAAAAAUGUCGAGAGGUGGAUCCAACUGGACCAUUGGCAACACUACGUAGACUUUUAUUAUCGGAUGUUAGUUUGGCCCGUUUUUAUCAGUGGAUAACCGACCGGUGGUAUAUUGUUGCGAUGGGAAUACUCAUUGUAUCAUGUGCCAUGGUCAUCAUGAUGAGUUUAUUGAGUAAACAUUCCAAUUCAAAUAUUAAUAAUAAAAUUCAAUUUAUAAGUGAUGAUUCAUCGAGUGAAAUUAAUGAAUAUACAUCAAAAAAUAUAAAUACAUUAACAAAUAUAUCAAAAUUUAAAAAACGAAUAUUAGAAAUAAUGAAAUACAUUGCAUCGCCAAGAAAAAAAAUUGAUGAAUCAAUUGAAAAUAAUUAUGAUUCAAGAAUUGCUGGUAAUACUUGACUGUCAAGUAGUAAUCAAUGGACUAAUCAAAAUUUUACUGGUGGUAUUAAUUUUACAAAUAAUUAUUUUGUACCAGAAUAUAAAGAUACAAGAGACAGUGAUAAAUUUUAUCGAGAUAAUCACAAAAUAUCUAUUGAAAAAUCUGUAUCUUCGGUGAAUAAUAAACAAAAUGAAAUUUAUCGUGAUCCACUGUGCCGAAUAUUCGAUCUUGAAACAUUAUUAAUAAAAACAACGUGAUAAUUUUUUCAUUUAAUAUACACACUGUAUCAUUUUUAUGUAAAUACUGUAAAUUAAAAAUAAAUAUAUUUCAGUCCUUAACAAUAAUUUUAACGUGGACGAACCAAAUUUUAGCUCAAAUAUAAAACAUAAUUGUAUAGUAAUAAUAAAGUGUGUAUAAAAUAAAAUAAAAUUUAUAAAUUAAAC